AUGCAAUUUCCUAUCGACGGCGGUCGCGCAAAACGUUCGCCACAAAACGACGAUGAAAGUCAACUGAAAGACGAGACACGCAUAUACGUAUAUCCUUGUCGUACAUUUCGCAUGGCGGCGGCACCGCGAGCCGCCGUCUCACUCAUCGACCCGACUCCCGAGAGCCAGGGCCCAGAAGAGGAAGGCAAGCGUGCAUCGUGCGCGUCAUGUGCAGAUAUCGGUGCAGGCGGCGGGCGGCGGGCGGCAGCGCGGCCCCGCCGAUGUGUGUCAGUGGGUCACGGCAAUGACGACGCACACGGCCGCGCACCGCACUUCAUUCUAAUUCCGCUUCGCCGCCGCCAACGCUGCUCACUGCUCAUCGCUUCCCUACCCGUUCUAUCACCUCUUGCAACAACUCAUUGUUUAUGCCCGUACGCAUCGCAACAGAAACACACUAAUCAUUGGUCUUAUGGUGCGAAUGUUAAACAUUUCUUAUUAUUACGUGCUACACGGGAGCAAAAAGCGUAUAGUAUUCGCUAG
Molecule: messenger RNA, 519 nt
Organism: Pieris macdunnoughi
Lineage: Eukaryota; Metazoa; Arthropoda; Insecta; Lepidoptera; Pieridae
Source: the annotation of a GenBank genome assembly